AGUUGUUUACCGAAACAGCUGACGGUUGAAAACAUUUAUUUCGUGAUUAUUGUUUAUAUUGCUGAACUAAAAUGGAGGAGAAGUCGGAUCAGGAAAAGCUUUACGAGGAAGCCUACAAGAAGGUUAAAUUGGGCGAGGAACUGAAAAAGGCGCUUAUAGACUUCGAAGAGCUUCCGGGAGUCAGCAAAGUGCAGAGAAAAAUUCAACAGGAACUAAAGUUUCUAAAUAAGGUGGUUACCACAAAGACCGUUAAGGAACACCACAUCACCAGCAGUAACUUCGUCUACUACGAUUUCCUGAUCAAAACUCUGCGCUUGCAACAAGGAGUGGUCGAUAUUAAUGCCGUUUUCCGGUUGGAAUCUAGAGACAAUCCUCUGAGGGUCGAUAUAGUGGCCAAUAAUGGUCUGAAAUGGGUAAAGGUGAUAGCCAGGAACUCGAAAUCCGUGGAGGAUGCCGCCAGGGGAUGUGUGAGCAUCGGAGCCCGGAGUGUUUUGGACCAGGCGGAGGAUUACCUGGAGGCCAGUGAACUUAGUUUCUGCAUGUUCCAGAGGCCCAAGAUAGUAUUUUACUUCUCCAACAAAAUAGAGGACUCUUUGCAUGAGGAACUCCUGGAAAUGGGGGUGCAAACAGCUUCCUUGGACUCACCCGACAGUGAUUUGGAUCAGUAUGACACCACCUCGAACGAAUUGAAUCUGGAUGUGACCACUUUACUGGCCUAUGUAAGUGCCCUGACCAAUGGGUCGGCCAAUUGGGUCUACAAGGAGCCCCUCCUCACUGAACAAGCAGAAAGGGAAAGAGCCUCGCCGCUAAAGCCGCUUCUGGAGAAAAUCCUUGAGGGAAAGACCCUGGUCUGCUGCCAAUUAGCCUACGAUGCCUUCCAAAGUAUUUUAGAUAUUGUCGGCGGCGAGGGCGAGAGAAAACGCGCCGAUGAACUGAUGAAAAGGGUCACCGUGUUUCCGGAUGUUGAAACCAUACCCGAGGAAUUCUCCCACAUACGUUUCACUGCCAAUGUGAACGAGCGAAGUCUGAAAAUAUUUAGUUUCGGCAUGGCCAGACAAAUUUUUACCGUGACUUCGAAUAAGGCCUUUGUAAGAUCAGCUAAAAUGCAGGGUAUCAACGUGCCUGUGUUUGUCCACGCUUCUGUCGCCCUAACUGAGGGUAAACAGGCCACAGGAAGACCCCUUUAAAGGGCAUAGGUGUUGACUAUUUCAAUAUAUUUUAUAUGAUUUUCAUUUUACAAAAAUGUCUAUUAAAAUAAAUGUUACAUUAAAUUUGAA
Molecule: messenger RNA, 1277 nt
Organism: Drosophila subpulchrella
Lineage: Eukaryota; Metazoa; Arthropoda; Insecta; Diptera; Drosophilidae
Product: UPF0415 protein C7orf25 homolog
Exons: 4
Coding region: 72-1187 (371 amino acids)
Source: RefSeq, a predicted model, not a curated record